UAGUGACAUGCUGUCUUCAGAUAUGAACUGGAUCAAUGAGGCAUGAUCAGCAGACAUGACGGACAGUUUGAAGAUACGGUUUGAUUUCCCCAGCCCGGUCAUACAAACACAGACUGUAAGAAGUCUUCUUGCUGCUGUGCUGAAGGAGAAAGGACAAAAUGGACAAAUCAACCAGGCCUCGAUGCAGGGCCCAGCGUUGGAGACUCUGUGGCAGCAGUGCAGCGGUGACUGUGCUCUGGUUCGCUCAGUCUGCUGUGAUGCCUUGGUGCUGCUGGUGGAUCAGGGUCACGCAGACCUGAACUUCAUCCUGAACAGCGUCCUAAACCUCCUGCCCUCUGCCAGAAACGUCCAGGGGCUGCUGAAGGUCAUCGGACAGCUGCUCCAGAUGCAGGCGGACCAGCGAGACCGAGAAAAAGCCUUCACCUGUCCUUACUCCAUCCGGAGCAGCCCCCACCCGUACAUCACAGCGCUGGAGAACCGGUCAGACUGCUGGCCGGCUCUGCUUCUGGAGAUUGAUGACUUCAUCCAACGGGCUGCUGACAGAAAUGAGCCGGCGUACAUCACCAUGUUGUUUCCCUUUCUGCGGUUCUUGUACUGUGAACCUCAGAGGCAGACCCAGAAUGCUCUUCUGCGACACAGUCUCCUCAGGGUGCUCCUGCCUGUCCGAUCCCAAACUGAGAAGCACCAGGACAAGACCUCCUCCGUGUUUGACAGUCUGCUUCGAUGCCUCUGCCAGCUGGUGCCACACAUGCAGGUUGACAGCGUGGAGGCGGUGCUGGAGCUGCGUGGGUUUGUUGAGGCUCUGCUUCAGGGCCUCGUAUCCAGAGGGCAGUGGCGGAGGGAAUCAGUCGAGCUUCUUCUGCAGCUGCUUUGUUCCUGCCAACGUUGCCUUAAGUUGAACGGAGACUGCAGACCUCUGCUUCAGCUAAUGGAGCAGCUACUACCUGCCUGUCAACAGGAGCUGCCACUGGAUGAGCUGAUGAUGGGCGUGGCUCUGCUUCUGAUGGAGGCUCCGGUGGAUCAGCAGAGCAGCCUCCUCAGUCUGGCUUUGAUUUUAGCUCCUGAGCAGAUGGAGCUCUCACCCUGGUUGAGCCCAGUCCUGGUUCUUCCUGUGCUGCAAAUCCUGUCCUGUUUGGGCCUCACCGAGGCUCUGGCUGACCGACAGACACACAGACGAAACCAGGAACUGGCCAACAGUCUGCUCCACAGCGUCAGCUGGCAGACAGAUGAACCCUCCCAGUCUGGACCAGCGUUGUCCCUUCCUCUCACUUCCUGGUACAGUGAGCUCAGCGUCGCUCUAUCCACGCUACGCAAAGUUGCAAACGACCCCGGAGCCGCCUCUGAUUGGCUGCUCUCCGUCAGCUCGUGCCUGUCUUCCAGCCAGCGCCUUCCCUCCUCCCUCACCCUCAUUGUGACCCAUCUCCUCAUCACGGGGCGGGAAGACGUCUGCCACCUGGCUCUGAACGCCAUCCAGACCAUCGCUGCAGCCGACCCCUGCCAGGUCCCUUCCCUCGUCCCUGUUCUGUUGUUCAAGCUGGGGAAGGCACAAAAUCCAGUCCUGGCUCAUGCUGUGCUCAGCUGCCUGCCAAACCUUGGGACUCAUAAGCUGUGUGUCCCCACGGUGCUGCAGACUCUGCACGUGCUCGCCAGCGCCCCCAAGCUGAGAGCGGUGGCGAUGCGUUUGAUGACUGCUCUAUGGAAAAAACAGGACCGUGUUUACCCGGAGCUGCAGCGUCUGCUGGGUCAGCAGGACAGCAGGGUGGUGGUGGGGAGGGACGCCCAGUGGGAGCAGAUCCUGGCCAGGGCCGCCUGCCUCCGGGACAUCUGCCGAGAGAGGCCUUACCAGCAUGGAGGGGACAUGUUGGCUGCCAUUACACUCACUCUGAACCAGUGCAGCAAACCAGACCUGGCAACCCCUGCUGCUCUGGCCCUGCAGGGGCUACAGGAGCUGUGUCGGGCUGAGGUGGUGGAUAUCGUGUCGACAUGGAGGAGUCUUGGACCUGAGCUGAGCUGUGACUCUCGUCCUCUGAUGGUCAAAGCCACGGCCGAGCUUCUGGCUCUGGUUCCUCAGCUCACGGUGAAGUCGGAGGCGUACGAGAAACUCAAAGAAGAGGUGCUCAGCUUUCUCUGGAAUUAUGCUGUGAGCAAGGAUCCAGAGGUGGCCAGCUGUGGCUACAGGGCUUUGGCAGACUUUCCUGAAACCGUCCACACAGUCACUCUGCUUCCUGAGGCAGCCAGGCCAGUGGUGAAGCUCCAUGAAACUGAAGAUGAAGAUGAGAGGAAGGAGAAACAGGAAGAAGAGGAUCUCUCCGUCCCUGGUUCAUCUUAUGUGAAGCUGAUGGCUCUCACUCACACAUCUGUUUUACCAGCUUUUCAAGUUUUCCUCACAUCUCUGGUAAAGCAGGAGAUGAGCCAGAUGCCACGAGGAGUUUAUUUCUCUGCUUUGAGACAGGGCGGUCUGCGUUCAGACCAGGGGAAAACAGUCGCUGGAAUCCCUGCUUUCAUGCUGAAGACCUAUGAGAAGAACAAGCAGCCUGGACUGAAGCCUGGACUAGCAGCGGGUCUUCUGCUCUCUUACGAGCUGCCGGUGCAGACCGACCGCAACGGCAAACCCAUCGACCGUUUCCUGGUCAGCCGCAGCCGCAGCUACCAGCAGACCCUGACAGCCCUCGUCCACGAAGUGAACAUUCAGCCGUCCGAGUGGCACCGUGCCCUCCUCCUACCCCAGGCCUGGAGGGGCUUCAUGAGCCGGGCCUUCCACGCUGUCCUACAGGGUCGUCGUGCUGAUUUGGAAAUGCAGCAGAAACAAGGCAAAGAGAGUCCGGAGGAGCUGCAGUACAAGCAGCAUUGUGCCUGGCUGUGGGCCAGAGAUCAGCUGACAGACGUCAUCAAAGCUGCUACCAAGGACAGUCCUGUUGUUCAAGGAAACUCCAUCCUUGCUCUGAGCGGCCUGGCUGCUGUCCUCGCCAAAUAUGAGAGCAACCUGCCCUCUGAUAACGACGGCAGCCUUGGGGCUGGACCAGAGUUCGUCCCCACAGCCAGCUGGUUGGCCAUGGUGCUGGACACUCUGCUCAGCAUCAUCAGCAGCAGCUACAGGGCUAAAGGACAGGUCUUCCCCUGGUUCCUACAUCGUUCCUACUCGGGGGAGAACACAGCCAGUGCCAUCGCUCGUUCCUGUGCCAGCCUGGCCUUGUCCCUGCUGGUCCCGGUUCUCGUGGUGUGGCAGAGGGACGGUGUCGCUCAGGUCCUGGCAGCGCUGCAGGCCGGUCUGCCGGGCUCGCCCACCGCCGACGACACCCAGGCCGUUCAGUUCCACUCCGGCCUCGCGCUGGGUAUGGUGAUGUCCAGCCUCCACCACCAGCGCCUCAGUGACGUGUCUGUGCAGAAGGACAUGGAUUUACUCGUCACCGCUCUGAACGCCUUGGAAAGUUGCUCUUUCAAUCCCGACCUGGAAUACAAUACUGGUUGUAUUUUGGGCCUUGGUUUGGUGCUGGCUGCGCUCUGCAGCAGUGGACAGAUGGACCAACGUGUCCAUGUCACUGUAAUUCUGGACAAACUACUAGCGCAGCUGCAGGAGAGCAGCGGGCAGGGCCGAAUGAUUCAGGAGGUGUUGGCGUACUCUGUGUCAUGCGUUGGCGUGUCGGCCUUCAGCGGAGGACUGAUCGAUGUGGCCAAAGCUGAUGAGAUCAUGAACACUGUGCGAACACUGACAGAGGAAAGCCAACAGACUCCAGGCUUCUCCCUGGCUUUAGGGUUGGUCGUCCACGGUUUGUCGACCUGUGGCCACGGUAAAGCAGAGGACAUCCACCCUCGUCUACUGGCCGCUUGGAUCAAGAUCCUGUUGGCUGAGGGUUGUCCCACUAUGCAGCGGCUGGCUGCCAUCAACGGCCUGGUAGCUUUAGUUGGCUCUGAGAGUUACCUCAUUCAGCUGAAGAGUGAGCUGGAACUUUCCUCACAGCAGCAGAGCCGGCUGAAUGAGGUUAUUCGGGCCAUCACACAGAUCAUAACUUUCUCAGGAGCCAUAGGUUUGCAGUCCAACAGCGCCUGUUUGGUCGGUCAUUUACAUCUGGCCCAUAUGUCCACAAGUCACAGUCACACAGCAGUUCCACAGGACUUCAGUUACCUGUCUGAGAGGAGCGUCAUCAGAUCCAUCAUCGAUUUCAUCACUGAGGCCGGAAAGAAAGGUCCAGAAUUCUCCCAUUCAGACCUGGUGAAGACAGCGUUAACACCACUUGCAUCAGUUGGAUCUAGUUUCCAGUACCCACCCAUCAACUGGAGCGCCGUCCUGUCUCCUCUGAUGAGGCUGAGCUUCGGAGAGGACGUGCAGCAUCAGUGUAUGGUGUUGGCAGCGAGUCAAGCUCAGUCUUCUCAGAGCGCUGCUCUCUUUCUGGGCUCAUGGCUCUCACCGCCUCUUGUGCACAGUCUCAGUUACCAGACCCGGGCCCACCUGUAUGAGACCCUGGGCUCAUGGAUGAAACAUGUUGCAGAGGACAAACUCCAGGUCUAUGUGGAGAGUCUGGGUCUGCAGCAGUUCCAGGACGACCUUCGACCCCAGCGUCUGUCCCUGUGCCGCUCCAUCCUGCAGGGCCUCGCUCAGGCCAUGGCUCUCCCAAACCCUCCCAACAACUGCUGGACCAUCCUCUGCUCCACCACCGAGAAGAUCUUCAACCUGUUGCCGAACCAAGUCCAGGAUGCUGAAGUGGAGUUGUACGUGGGAACCUCCAAAUGUCUGUCUGAGAUGUCCGACACAGAGAUCGACAGAAUUUCUCGAGUCACAGAGACUCAGAUGGAAAAGAGCUGCUUCAUCCUGGCUUUCCUGACCUCCCAAGGCAGAGUUCCCCUCCUCGGGCUCAACGAUGUCAUUGCCGGCGUGCUUCGCGGUUGGCCCAGUCGAAGAAUCGGCUGGCUGCUCCUGCAAACGUUUUACCAAUGCCGACUCGCUGCCAGCUCCAACACAGGCGUGUCCAAACGACUGGAGUGGCUCCUGGAGCUGAUGGGACAUGUUCGGAACGUUGCCUACGGUGCAUCUGCUGUCACAUGUGGAGAAGCCAAACUGGCCACUGACUUCCUGUUCCAGGUUUUUGCUGCCGCUGUCAUUUCCUGGGGAGAACACUUCAUGCCGCUGCUCUUCGGUAUCAGGGCCCAGUGGUUCCCGUGGCAAUUGGACUCCAAGCCUCCAGCUGUGCAACACGCUCUGUACGGCGAGGAGUUGCUCACAGAGCACGCCCUGCCGCAAUGCCUGCUGGGAUUGUCCCACAGUCUGAGCCUGCUGCUGGAGAAAGAGCCGUGGAGCAGUCAGUCACAUAAGUUCAUAGACUGGCUUCUCAGUAUCACAGAGGGUCCUGAACACAGCCUGUCGGACACAACUAUCAGCACAGCCAAAGCUGCUCUGUUGUCUCUGAAGUCAUCUGCCGAGUUCAAGAAGAAAACUGUGUGGACCAGAGCCUAUGGGUGGUAGUUAGAAGGAGCUCCGACAUCCUCACUACUGUCCUUAAUAACAUGGAGACAGUCGAAGUUCAGACAUUUUAUUUCACCGAGUGUAAACCGGAACUCCUUCACAAACCGAAUGCUGCUCAGUUCUGUCAUUUCCAUAAAGGUCACGAUACUCACACGCAAUGUAAAGUCAUCUGUGUAUAGAAAAUAAACUCUAGGGGAAGUGUUCUUCAAUAAAAGCAUCAUUUUUUUUUCAA
This is a messenger RNA of Sphaeramia orbicularis (orbiculate cardinalfish), 5690 nucleotides long. It is a transcript of the gene focad, whose product is annotated as focadhesin. The record is from RefSeq and is a predicted model, not a curated record. NCBI's taxonomy places the organism in Eukaryota, Metazoa, Chordata, Actinopteri, Kurtiformes, Apogonidae. The coding region runs from base 56 to 5458 and encodes 1800 amino acids. Gene Ontology annotation, biological process: regulation of post-transcriptional gene silencing. The transcript is spliced from 44 exons.